AUGAUGAAUAACAGUGAUCCACAUGAAGAAAAUAAGGAAUUGAGUGAAUUCUAUACGAAACUGUACAAUGCGGAUGAGAAUGCAGUUCUACCUGGUAUAGAUUACAAACUCAAUUUACAAGCAAAUCUUAAGGAUACUAAAAAGCUUGUAGAUUCGUCUCCUAAACCAUUGUUUGAAUUUGUUAACGAAGAUAUAUUCGAGAAAAGACCCACAUUUGCAAAGUUCGUUGCAUUAUUGGAUAACUACAAUCCUCAAGUUGGUGUCACUGAAAUCGUCACAGCGCAACAACAGAAAGAGGAAGAUGAAUUUAUUAAUGAAUUAUUAAAAACGGAAGUCAUGAAAAUGGCUUAUAAUUUCCUUGUCGAAAAACGAAAAGUGUCAGGAGAUAUUAAAAACUUUGGAAAAUUCUUGAAGGAUUUGUGGUUCAAGCGAUAUGGACGUAGAAGUCAUGGAGAUUCAUCCGCUUUUGAACAUGUAUUCGUUGGUGAACAUAAAAAAUCCACAAUGCUUGGCUUACAUAAUUGGAUCCAAUUUUAUCUGAAAGAAAAGAAGAAGGAAAUAAAUUAUUAUGGAUGGAAGAAAAGUACAUGUGAUAACCGACUACUCAGUCUAACUUAUAUCGAUGAGAAUAAAUAUGAAAAAUCGAUAGGAGGUAUUUUUGUCGGAUCCUCUCCAGAAUUCGAUAUUGCUGUAUACACUGUUGCUUUUGUAUUAAAUCCCAAAUCACUAACUGAUGUAAGUAUCAACGGAUGCAAAAUACGUAUAACUUGUCAUGAAUUAUCUCCCUCUAAAAUGAGUACAUGUUAUAUGGGAUGA
Messenger RNA from Schistosoma spindalis, 816 nucleotides. Lineage: Eukaryota; Metazoa; Platyhelminthes; Trematoda; Strigeidida; Schistosomatidae. The record is from the annotation of a GenBank genome assembly.